AUGGCUUGUCACGCCAUUCGGGUUGACGGGUGCUCCGCAACGUUUCAGCGUUACAUAAACCACACGUUGCGAGAUUUCCUCGACGAGUUCUGUUCCGCUUACAUUGACGACAUCUUGAUCUACUCGAGCGGUUCGCUCGCAGAUCAUCGCAACAAAGUCAGGCAGGUCCUUGCUCGACUGCGAGAUGCAGGCCUGCAGAUUGAUAUCGACAAGUGUGACUUUGAGGCAAAGAGUGUCAAGUACCUGGGCUUCAUCGUCGAAGCCGGGAAAGGUAUCCGCGUGGACCCGGAGAAGGUGCAGGCAAUUCAGCAGUGGCAGCGACCCCGUUCUGUCAAAGGCGUCAGAAGCUUUCUGGGGUUUGCCAACUAUUACCGGCAAUUCAUUCCCAGAUUCUCCAACAUCGCCGCGCCUCUAACGGCGUUAACAAAGAAGGAUGCGGUGUUUGCGUGGUCGAAGGAGUGCGACAAGGCCUUCGAGGAGUUGAAGGCUCUUCUGACCAGUGCGCCGGUCCUUGCGCAAUGGGAUCCGGAUAGAGAGACGAUUGUGGAGACGGAUUCAUCCGGUUAUGUCACAGGAGGGGCGCUCUCGCAAAAGGGCGAUGACGGCAUCAUGCGGCCUGUGGCCUUCUUCUCAAAGAAAAACGCAAAAGCAGCAACUGAGUGA
Messenger RNA from Hirsutella rhossiliensis, 663 nucleotides. RefSeq names its product reverse transcriptase (RNA-dependent DNA polymerase) domain-containing protein. Bases 1 to 663 code for a protein of 220 amino acids. The record is from RefSeq and is a predicted model, not a curated record. The transcript has a single exon. NCBI's taxonomy places the organism in Eukaryota, Fungi, Ascomycota, Sordariomycetes, Hypocreales, Ophiocordycipitaceae.